AGAACAACCUCAACCUCAACUCAUCAUGAACAAUUUUAAAUUAUUAUAAAAUCCAAGCAAACGCGUUAGAAACAGAAGGAAAGAGAGCAGCAACCAAAGCGACCGCCUCUCCACCCACUCCUUCCUUCUCCCUCCUCCCGACCGAUUCUCUCCCCCUCGCGUCCCGCUACCGCCGUCCAUCGUUUGGGAGGCAAGAAACGGGUGCCUCGCGCGCCCAUGUCGUCUUCUCCCUCCGGACGCCAAUGUCUCGCCAUGCCCAUGACAGCCACCGCCCUGUCCUCCUCGUUGUGACAAGAACGAUCCUUCUCCUCCUCCUCGUCAGCGUCCUCGACGUGUGCUCGGCGUCGCCGCAGUUCUCCACGGUGGCCAUCUCCCACGCGCCCAACGCUACCCUCGUCUGCGCGCUCGUUCGCACCGGCGAUGAGGCGGACUCCGGUUCCAAUUCCAAGCUGCACUGCACCAAGCUGCCCGGCGGCGAGCAAUUCGUAUACCCCUCCGCCGACAUCCCCUACAACGCCAUCGCCGCCGGCACCGACUUCCUCUGCGGACUCAUGGCCCCCGCCGGCGGCCACGCCGCCAUGCGCUGGUGGUCCUUCUCUGAGGAGGCCGCCGCCAACCGGUCCAGCCCCGUCGGCCGCCGCCUCUAUUGGGGCCCCUCCCUCCGCGCGCUCUCCGCCGGCGGCCCCCACGUCUGCGGCCUCUCCGACGACCAUGACCCCGCCUGCUGGGAGUGGCCGAACCUCAAGCUCCCCAAAGGCCUCGACUUUUCCCGCAUCGCGCUCGGCCAUGACUUCCUCUGCGGCAUCGUCUCCGGCGACGACACCGGCAUGAGCUGCUACGGCGGCAUGAAGGCGCCGUCGCCGCUUCCUACACCGGCUUCCUUCAAGACCGUUGCCGCCGGCCACCGGCACGCGUGCGCGGUGGACGAGAAGGGCGGCUUUGUCUGCUGGGGCGACGGCGUCCCAGCGGUGCCGGCCGCCGAGCUGCCAGACAAUAUGUUGGCCAUGGCGCUCGGUCACAACACGACGUGCAUCCUAGCUGGCGACGGCACGGUGCGGUGCUGGGGCGCCGUGCGGGUGCCGGAGCAGUACGCGCGCACGAACUUCGUGGCCGUCGAGGCCGAUGGCGAUGCGGUCUGCGGCAUCAUGAAGAGCAACUACUCCGUCGUGUGCUGGGGGAAGAGCGACCGAUUCGACGGCGGCCAUCUCGUUUACAACGACACCAUGCCCGGCGCCUGCGCGCCCAAGGGGAGCUGCCCCUGCGACAUUAUUCCGGGAUCAGGUGCUCUCUGCGGCAACGGCGGCGGCGUGGGUAGCGACGAGCUCGCGGUGUGCCAGCCCUGCUCGCUGCCGUUGAACGCGUCGAGGAUCGUCAUCGCCAACGGGAUGACCAAGAACUCGGCGCCGCCAGCCAACGACGAUAGCGGGAAGAAGAAGGCCCUGGCGGUCGCGCUCAGUGCGGCCGGCAUCGGCGCUGCGGUGCUCGCGGCGGUGGGGACGGCGUUCUACCUCGUGGUGUUCAGGAAGUGGGACAGGAAGGUGCACGUCACCGUCCGGCUCGGGGAGUCCUCGUCGCGGCGUCUGUGCCGCGACGCGGGGGACAUGAUCAUGCCGGCGCCGCUGGUCUCGCCGCUGCGGCCGGCGCGGCCGCUCGGGUGCGAGGAGUUCACGCUCAAGGAUCUGUCGCGCCUGACGAACGGCUUCGCGGAGGAGAGGAAGAUCGGGAGCGGCAGCUUCGGGUCGGUGUACCGCGCGAAGCUCCCCGACGGGCGCGAGGUCGCCAUAAAGAGGGCCGAGCGCGGCGGGCGGCGGCGGCGGCGCUUCGACGCGGAGUGCGCGUUCCGGGCGGAGCUGCGACUGCUGUCGCGCGUCAACCACCGCAACCUGGUACAGCUCCUCGGCUUCUGCGAGGAGCGCGGCGAGCGCAUCCUCGUGUUCGAGUUCAUGCCCCACGGCGCGCUCCACGACCACCUCCAUGGCAGCCGCGACGGCGCCGGCUACUCCCCGCUCUUCGCGUCGUGGGAGGCGCGGCUCCGCGUGGCGCUGGACGCGGCGCGCGGCAUUGAGUACCUGCAUUGCUACGCUGUGCCGCCCAUCAUCCACCGCGACGUCAAGCCGUCCAACAUCCUCCUCGACGACGAAUGGACGGCCAAGGUCUCCGACUUCGGCCUCUCGCUCGCCAGCGGAGGCGCGGCGUGCUCGACGUCGGCCACGGCCGGCACGGUCGGGUACAUGGACCCGGAGUACUACCGGCUGCAGGAGCUCACCGAGCGGAGCGACGUGUACAGCUUCGGCGUCGUGCUGCUGGAGCUCGUCACCGGCAGGAAGGCCAUCCACCGGACGAACCAGGAUGGCAGCGGAUCGCCCCGGAACGUCAUCGAGUUCGCUGUGCCAGCCGUAGACACAGGCAACAUCACCAAGAUCCUCGACGGCCGCGUGCCCCCGCCGCGCGGCCACGAGGUCGAGGCGGUGGCGCGCGUCGCCAAGAUUGCCUCUGAGUGCGUCCGGCGGCGGGGGCGCGCCCGGCCUAUUAUGUCCGAGGUCGUCGCCGAGCUGGAGUGGGCCGUCACACUCUGCGAGGAGUCCGUCGCCGCUGCCGCCGGCGCGCAGCACAGCUCCCGGCACGGCGGCUCCGACUUGUCGCGCUCCGAGUCCGACGACCCGAGCCCGUUCCACACGCGCGAGCUCGGCUUCGGCUUCAGCUCGAGCCGAGCCGUCACGCAUGGCAGGUCCCACUCAACAAUGUAAAUCUUUUUUUCUCCAUUUUUCUUCGUGGUUGGUAUAUGAUUAAUUAGUUGCUGACUUGCUGUCCAUAAACAUUUUUAAAAGGAAAAAACAGAGAGAGAAAAUCUUCUUUAUCCAACGGCGUUUCAUAUUAAUUGUUAUACAAUUUAAAGUUUUGAUUUGUAAAGAUAGAAAAAGAAACCUCAGUGUUUGACAAGAUCUGACAUAUGUAGAGCUUGACAAAGAGUAAGAUCUGAGUAGUGGAAGGUCUGUAAGUAGAGGAGCUAAUUCUUAAUUUUUUGUUUACAUUUUCUUGGGGUUGGUAGGUUAGAGAAGCUAAGCUGUGACUUGUGGGCUGUGGAGAUGUACCAACUGUACUUGAUCCAACCAACUGAUGUUAUACAAAUACAUGUACAAUGAUUUUGUUUGAUUCUCACAA
Phragmites australis (common reed) is the source of this 3162-nucleotide messenger RNA. RefSeq names its product serine/threonine-protein kinase-like protein CCR4. The coding region runs from base 243 to 2747 and encodes 834 amino acids. NCBI's taxonomy places the organism in Eukaryota, Viridiplantae, Streptophyta, Magnoliopsida, Poales, Poaceae. Gene Ontology annotation, molecular function: ATP binding; protein serine/threonine kinase activity. The record is from RefSeq and is a predicted model, not a curated record. Gene Ontology annotation, biological process: protein phosphorylation. The transcript has a single exon.